Messenger RNA from Penicillium samsonianum, 690 nucleotides. RefSeq names its product fungal specific transcription factor domain-containing protein. The record is from RefSeq and is a predicted model, not a curated record. The transcript has a single exon. Lineage: Eukaryota; Fungi; Ascomycota; Eurotiomycetes; Eurotiales; Aspergillaceae. The coding region runs from base 1 to 690 and encodes 229 amino acids.
AUGGUCUCAUCCGAUCGGUUGGCUUUCCUCGAGAAUAGAUUGAGGGAAAUGGAAUCGUUGAGGCCAUUGGCGCCAGCAACAUCCUCAGCAGUCUCUACUCCCACAGUAACAGGGUCCAUUACGAUACACAGCGAGAGUUUUGGCGAAAUCAAUGUCUCUGGAUCAAAUAACAACGCCACUUCUUCAAAGCUUGAAAGAUAUGGAACGGCAUACCAUAACAUCGAGCAAGACGAAAUCGAGUUUCAGGGCCAUUCUUCAGAUCGAACUUUCAUUCAAGACCUCAAGGCAAAGGUAGAUGACUGGCCCGGUGUUGACAUAACACGGCACCAACUCCCCCCAAACAUCUCUUCGCCAGGGUUCUUUGAGCCCAGCAGUCAAUUGUCCGAUGAAGUUUCUUUGCCCACAAAGGAAUUGGUAAGAAAACUGGUCGACACAGCUUUGGAUGCGCAAAUUUUGCUCCAUGUCAUACAUCAGCCAAGCUUUGACAUUUCUUUUAAUCUGAUCUACGCCCUCGAUAAAUCGGAAUAUGGCAGAAGAGAGGUGAUGUUUCUGCCGCUGCUUUAUGCAGUAAUCGCCUAUGGCUGUUUGUUGAUUGAACCGGAUCAGGGGGAUGAAGGUGGUGAGAAUAUGGCCUCACAAGGGUACUUUGCAUCCAAAAUGCGAAUAUAUAUGGAGUUUACCCGCCAUUAA